Molecule: messenger RNA, 6346 nt
Organism: Delphinapterus leucas (beluga whale)
Lineage: Eukaryota; Metazoa; Chordata; Mammalia; Artiodactyla; Monodontidae
Source: RefSeq, a predicted model, not a curated record
UUGGGCUUUUUGGAACAUGGUUCUGAGCCGGGGAAACUGAAGCAUUUGGAUGAUGUCACCAACGUAGUGAGGAGGGACGGCCCACCUGGGGGGGUGUCGGCCCCCCACGGCGGGAGAGCUGAGAGAGUCAUGUCCGUAGCCCCCCGCUGCCCACCGCCCAGAGGAGAACCGUUGGCCAAAGCUCCCGCCUGGUUUGUUGAAACCCAAGGGGCCUAUCCCACCACCUGUGAUGGUGCCACCUAGGGAGGGGCUCCUAAAAUAAAGUGCUUAGUCUUGAACACAACCACCACUGACUGUUUGAAAACAUUCUCCGAGCGCUGUCAUGAAACGUCUGGCUCCCUCGAAGGCUAUUUCCUGCUGUCCUGGACGGCGGCCUUGGAGGAAGGGCCUAAAAAUGACUCAGCAGCUGGGCCGCGAGCUGCCGCGGAUGGGAAAGGGCCGGGCCGCCACCUCUGUGGCCUCAGGGAAGGAAGACCUGGUCAGUCACCCGCUCGCCCACACAGCCUCUCACAGGAGAAUUAAAGCCCGUCAUCCCCAGAGCCUGACAACCACGGGCACGGGGUCAGAGGGGCCAGAACACUGGCCACAGAAGGUGGCAGCAAGGAAGCAGCCAAUGUGGGGGGACCCAGUUCACCCCCCGGGUGCCGGCAGGGCCUCUCAGCUCUGCUCCCCGUCUGGCCGGGGGGCCGUGUCCCAGGGGCCAGCCCUCCUCCCUGGCUGAGACUGGAGACGCCCCCCUCCUCCGUCCCCCUGGGGUCUGCCCUGCCCCGAAGCCCAGGACAGCUCUCUUCUUGCCCCUCUGGCCCCUUCGGACGUCCCACCAGGAAGCAUUUCUGGAGCCUGCGCCCACCCGCACCCUCGUCCCAGGCCCCCCAGGGCGGGGUCCUCCCUGCCAGGGCAGGACGGUCAAGGCGGGACUGGAGAGUGACACGAGCCCUCCCCAAGUAGCAGAGCUGCAAGAACAGAUCAGACAUGGAGGGGCUCUCGCUGGCGCAGCCAAGGGUCUAGACACCCCCUCCCGUAAUGAGCUUUUGCGUCUCAGGGGUGACAGUGGCUCACAUGUGUCGUCACUCGGUUCCCCAACGACCAGUCCUGGCUUCACUCCUUUUUCACGAGGCCUGUAAAAUGGGCUUUCCCACCGUGCAGCCCACCCUAGAGGUGGGGGUGUCCGGCUUCCACGUCUGCACAGCCACACCUGGCCGCGGGUUUCGGGGGAUUUCAAGUGCACACUGGCGGGUUCUCGGGGACAGCAGGGUGUUCCCUCUAGGACCUUGCUUCCUUCACAGCCUUUCCUGGGGUCAUUUCAGCAGCCGUCUUCGUGUAGAGUGUUGGGAUGCGGGUCCCGGGCCCCCAGCCCACGCUCACCUCCUCUAGCCCCCUUGCCCCUUCCCUGUCCAGACCCCCUGCUGUACUUGCGCUGGUCAGCAGGCUUCACUGGAGCUGAAGCCACCAGGAGCGCACCUGGGUCAAGGUCAGAGCUGACUGCGACAAGGCACGUGAGGUCAGGGGCACGUGAGGCCGGAGGCUAACGUCAGGUGUCGGCUUCUGUUAAGUGACUUGGGGAGGGUCCAGGGAAGCCACGUCUGCUCUGGACGGGCUGCUGUCAGAAAGCCAGGGAUCCAGUAUUUGGGUCUUUCCAUUGUUUUUCAAGAAGAGUGACACGGGCUAGAGUCUCUAACUGGGUCCCUCAGUCACCUGGGCCCCUGAUGGGGGAAGGGAAUCCUCAGCGUCUCAGCUCAGGUGGGAUUGUAGGGGCCUGGACGGGGCUGGGGGUCAGGGGAGGUGCAGCAGGGGCGGCUCGCGCUCACCAGGGAAGGCUACCUGCUACCCAGUGACCCAUCAGGGCUUCCACCUGUAUUUCCCAGCAACACACAGAAUCCGCAUGAAUCCUUGGGGGCCCCGUGUCACUCUCCCUGGAGGGUCUGUAAGGGCCAUGCCCGGCACAAAAGAAUCACCGCGCUCGGGUUCCCAGGGCUCUGCUGAGGGCCGGCCUCCCUGAGAUGAUAGAGAAAGCAGGGCUCCUUGCACCCCCUGAACCAAGGGGCAGGUCUGACCCGGUGGGUUUCACCGCCCCCCGACCCCUUCCAUGAGGGUCAGCCUGAAUCACAGGGUCAGAGAGGAAAGGUGCCCGGCCCCGGGGGAGCUCUCUGCCCUCCUGAGCCGCGCGCUCUCCUGCAGGUGGAAGUAUGGGGCCCCUUCGACCUCGCCUACGGCUCUACGCCCCCGCUGGGCCACGCCUGCAGCCAGCCCCCAGCGUGGUACCUGUUCCAGUUCCACCGCAUCCUGCGGUACGCGAGGCCCCGGCCAGGCAGCCCCCAGCCCUUCUUCUGGAUGUUCGUGGACAACCUGGUGCUGACCCAGGACGACCGCGUCGUGGCCACUCGCUUUCUGGAGACUGACCCGGUGACCAUCCAGGACGUCCAUGGCAGUACCAUCCGGAACGCCGUGCACGUGUGGAGCAACAUCCCCGCCGUGAAGAGCCCUGGACUACUGCUGCUGCUACUGUGUGGCCUGCGAGCUGAGAUUCAAGAAGAAGAGAUCAGAGCGAUGGUGGGCAGUGAUGUCUUGCUCAGCUGCAUUUACCCUGAAGGAAACACCUUCGAUUUAAAUGACCUUUAUGUUUACUGGCAAAUCAAUGUGCCGGGCAAACGGAACACCAGCUCUGUGGUGACUUACUACCUCUCGGGAAACAGCUCUGCCGGCCACGGUAACAACCACUACAAAGACCGGGCCCGGCUGUCCCUGGACAGCAUGAAGCAGGGCGACUUCUCUCUGCACCUGCACAAUGUCACUCCCCAGGACGAGCAGAAGUUCAACUGCCUGGUGUUUCGGAAAUCCUUAGAAUUAGAAAAGAUUUUGGAAGUCACGGUCACGCUAAACGUGGCAGCAAACUACAGCAUGCCAGUGGUCAGCGGCCCAUCCCAGGAUGAGGAGUUGGUCUUCACAUGCACGUCCACGGAUGGCUACCCGCGGCCCAACGUGUACUGGAUCAACAAGACGGACAACAGCCUGCUGGACGACGCCCUGCAGAACAGCACCGUGUCCCUAAACGCGAGGGGCCUGUACAACGUGGUCAGCGUCCUGCGGAUCAGGCGGAGCCCCACCAUCGACGUGGGCUGCUGCAUCGAGAAUGUGCUUCUUCACCAGAACCUGACCAGCGGCCAGACAGAAAUGUCCACAGGAACCAAGGACAGCAUCACAGAGGACCCAGUGGACGACACCCAAGAUGCGGUGAACCAGCCGGUUCUCAGCAUCCUUGCUGUGCUAGUCGUGGCCGUGGCCGUGGCCGUGGCCACGGGCUGGCUGUGCAGGCGGAGAUGUCCCUACAGAAGCUACGCAGGCGCCCAGGCUGCGAGGCCGGAGCUGGAGCUCACGGGUCAGUUUGCCAGGAGGGAAGGAGACCCGUGGAGGAAGCGUGGGUCCACGGGCGAGCUGGGCGCUCCACUCUCUCUGUGCCCGCCUUUCAGCGCGGGUGCUACUCGAUGACCAGGAAAUAGGCGUUUCCAGUUUCAGAGACGGUGAAAUCCCAAGCGAAGGCCUGUCCCCCUGGCCUUCCUUGGCGUGUAAGCCCGUCCUCUCGCUGACACUGUGCUAUGGGAUUUUCCAAAUGUACAGCUACACGUACAUGUCAGCAGAGAGCCUGGGACCACAGCCCCGCUGCCCCUCCCCAGCUGCCCGGCUCAUCCGCCUGUUCUCCCUCCGUCUCAGCCCCACCCCUCGGGGGCGGGGGCUCUCCAGCGAGUCCAGACCCUUUGUGCGGGCACCUCACUGUCCCAGAGCAAAGGUCAGAGUGAUUCCCGCCCCAGUUUGGGAAAGUAGCCACACGCAGGGCCUUCAGUUUCGGUUUCCUACUGGCAGGUGCCUCGGGCUGCCAGGCCUUUGUGGUCAGGCCAGCGGGCUCCACGCCUGAGGCCAACGACCAUACCUCUGAGCCCCGUUUCUCCACCUGUGAGAAGGGUCGUCAGGGGAGGGUAGGCCCGAGGUGAGCACGACCCACACGGCAGUGCCCGCCCACCUGUUCACACAGGUGAUUCCGGGGCACGCGGCUGCCUGGUGCUGCAGCAGAUUCCCUCCCAAGGCCACUUUCAGACGAUGCAGGACACAGCUUGCUAAAGAAUCCGGGCCUGCUGACCCGAGAGUCCGAUGCGGCGCCCGUCUGCAGGCGUUUUCAACCCUGUUUUCACCGUCCUGGUUCCUGAGAAGAUGAGUCUCUGCUUCCAGAGAGAAUGAGCCAGCUCUGUGCUCACGCCCCUCUCCUCUUUCCUUCCAAGAGCACGUGUGAUGAGAGCUCCCCCAGGACGUGCCACCAGCGGGGACGUCGGGUGGCAGCUUGAGAAUUGACCCGGGCAGGCUGGGCAGAGGACACCAUCUGCGCCCGUAUUGGGGGCUGCACGGGCACUGGGCCACCUGGCCUUGUGGGGACAUGCGGGCGCCCCCUGGAAGGGCCACGCUGACCCCAGGGAGCACGUGGCGGGCACUGACCUGAUCCUGGCAGCCCUUUCAAAAGGUCGGCAACUCCUCGGGGAUACAUGUGCCCCCAAGUAGGUGGGCUGCCCACCUUCGCUGCCAAACACAGAACAAGAAAAGGGUUGUGACGGCUCCUUUCCACCACCAGCCCCCGAGAGCCUGCAGCGCUUCUCAGCAUCCUGGACCGGACGGGCUUCUGAGGCCACUCUCUUCCGGGAUGACCUGUGCUAAGCCGUGUUCGCUCCAGGAGCAGGGGCCACGUGCUGGCUCUGCUGGUCAGUCUCCUGCCCCACCUCCGCCCUGAGGACCCGGCGUCUGUGCAGACGUGUCCUGAAGCACUGAGCGGGCGGCACCAGAAAAACCCCUGGAACUCAUGUCCCUCCAGAACGCUCCCUGGGAGGAAAACCCGACCUCAUUUGUUUUGGUCAAAAGCUAGGUUUCCCUCCUCAAAAACACAAUGAAAAAACAAAAACAGUGAAAUUUUGGGAGAAGGUCUGUGCUGGGCGGUGCAGCUGGGCAUGGUGGCCCAGGGUUCCGCUGCAGGGGACAGGCAGGCAGGGCUGGGACACACGUCUCCAGAAGACACCAGCAUGGACAGGUGACUGUCACAGUCCUUCAAACUGGGGCCGUGAGUGGACGGUGGGCGGCCUUCCGGCCGCAUGGCCGCCUUUCUUCAAACGCAGAAGCAAUUCCCUCGAAUCUUGCUGGGCAGCCCCUGCCAGCCCCGCACUGUCACCCAGGGCCCCUCGCGGACCUCCCCUGGGGACCUGCACAGUCGUGACGGAGACUUCACCUCACGUGCCGGGUUCCUCGGAGCCCGCUGGGCCCCCUGGGUGACUGGAGUGGGGCAGUGGCCAAGUCCACGGAGGCGGCAGCCCGACGCCCUGACCCUGCCCAGGCGGUUUCCAUGUUGAUUCCUGCAUUACAUCUAGCAGUUCACUGUUUCCAGAAGGUUCUGCAAAGGUGGCUGCCAGGUAACCCUGGUGGGCACGCCCCCAGGAAACGGGUCUGUUGCCCCUGCCCCUGUGGUCAUUCAGCACCGACGGGCACGUGAGGCCUGCGCUCCCCAGAUCCAGACUUACAGCAAACUCAACAAGGCCGGCUGAGCGCAGAACCUCAGCCAACAGUGUUCCAAGAAACUGUGCGUGUGUAUGUCUGUUUUUGUACCAAAGAGCCCUCACAUGGCUUUUAAAUAGGUGUGGUGAGGGGUCCACACAGACUUUAGCAUGAAAGCAUUAGAAGACAAGUGUGGUUCCUCAAAGAAUGACAGAAGGUGACUCAUGGCACCACGAGCAAGAAGCCUGAGGGGCCCUUGAGUGCAGCAGGUGGGGUGCGUCAGGUGGUCGCAGGCCUGUCCCCAGUGACUGUGAUGUGACACCAGGACAGGUGCACCUAGGGCCCUCUCCGCCGUCCUGCCCGGGGUCCAGCCUGCAGACCCUGAGAGGCCCCUGGAGCUGGUCAGGGCGGCGUUCUCCGCCCGGCAGGACAGGGCAGCCGCAGGGAGACUGAGUGUGCUUCCAGCUUUCCUGUCAGAAGGGAUUUCCUUCUUGGGGAAGCGGCUAGGCCGGCCUCCCGCUCAGGCCCCGUGACGCGGCCGCCCGGGUCUCUCCCUGCAUGUGCUUGCGGGCUCUGCCUGGGCCCUGGGCUCUAGGCUCCGGACCCUGAGUCAUCAUCUCCCCGCUGGGCCCCAACGGACCCUCGCCGCUCCCUCCGGCCUCCGGGGCCACGGUCUGCUCUGCCCAGCUCGCACGGGUCACCCUUGGCCUGUCCACCCUGGGGGCCGCGGCUUGCACCUCACGCUGUGUCGUGGACAGUGUGCAAGUGCCACAUUUUGACGUUUCUGGAAGCCUGGUUUUGGAGAAUACAGGCAGUCGGCGUG